Messenger RNA from Podarcis lilfordi (Lilford's wall lizard), 651 nucleotides. NCBI's taxonomy places the organism in Eukaryota, Metazoa, Chordata, Lepidosauria, Squamata, Lacertidae. The record is from the annotation of a GenBank genome assembly.
AUGGGCUAUCAGAACUACACAGGGGGAAACUGUGGUCCAGAGCAGAGAUGGAGACCUCCAGGCGCUCUAGAGGCUGUUCGACUUCGGCUCCCCUUGACCCUUGCCACUGGCCAUGUGGGCAGGGCCGCCCCGGCCCCCGAGGGCCACCGAUGCCCCAUCCCUGACUUCGAGGAAACGGCGGCAUCUGCCAAAGGCAGCACGAAGAGGACACGCCUCGUUCCUGGGCCUCUUGCGCUGCAGGUUGCAGGUCAGACUGCCAAUCCGUUUUCUCCACCAGGAAUCCUAGAGAUCCUUUGGAAUCCGGAUCUUUCUUCUCUUGUUCCGAGGAGCAGUGAGGCCGAGUCCGAGCCCAAGCUCGAGUCUGCGACCCCACGCGCUCCCACGGCCACGAAGGCCACGAAGCCCUCCGCUCAAUUCUGCUCCGCUUUGGGGGGCUUACCUGGCACGGCGGCCGGCGCGCUCUCCCUCCGACGAAGUGGGCCGGCUUCCUCGACCGCUGCGUGGGAAGAACUCCUCGGCUGUGUCUCCGCCUGCGAGUCGAGGGAGGAGUUCGUGGCCGGGGCGAGCGGCGGCGGAGAAGGAAGAGCUGCGCCCCGAGCAGACGGCGCCUUCGCUCAGAAACAGGAGACAAAGUUUCUUCAGAGGGAAUGA